This is a messenger RNA of Nasonia vitripennis (jewel wasp), 4324 nucleotides long. It is a transcript of the gene muskelin, whose product is annotated as muskelin. The transcript is spliced from 12 exons. The record is from RefSeq and is a predicted model, not a curated record. Bases 24 to 2297 code for a protein of 757 amino acids. NCBI's taxonomy places the organism in Eukaryota, Metazoa, Arthropoda, Insecta, Hymenoptera, Pteromalidae. Gene Ontology annotation, molecular function: protein binding. Gene Ontology annotation, cellular component: cytoplasm.
GACGUCCCGCAAAAGUCAAGGUUAUGUCAUUCAACAUGGACGAUAACAUGGCGUCAAGUGAAGGAACUGAUUUUGAAAAGACAUUAGAAUAUAGGAUUUAUAAAUGUUCAAGCUACUCCUCACAAUUCGUUCCUGAGAACAUACUUAUUGACAAACCAUCUGAUCAAACCUCUCGUUGGUCUACAGACAAUGACAACCACCCACAGAAUAUCAUACUCAAGCUGCAACAGCCAUCAAUUGUUAAAACAAUAACAUUUGGCAAAUUUGAAAAAGCGCAUGUGUGCAAUAUCAGAAAAUUCAAAGUAUACGGAGGUCUUGAACCAGAAAACAUGAUGGAACUUGUUGAAAGUGGCUUGAAAAAUGAUUCAACACCGGAAACAUUUGAAUUAAGAUGUAGUAUUGGUGGGAAGGACAAUUACUUUCCAAUUAAAUAUAUAAAGAUUCUUCUUUUACAAUCUUGGGGGCCAAAUAUGAACUGCUCUGUUUGGCAUAUUCGAUUAACCGGAACCAAUGAUAUUAAAUUAGUCAAACCCAGUAUGGAUUGGAUCAAUGUAUAUCGACAAAAAGAAGUAGUGAGACUGUGCAUGAAACACUUUAGAAAAUAUCAGCAGCAAGAUGUGGUAGAAAUACUUGAAAAAGUGACUGGAGUAUCUUUGGAAGAUUCUCAACUAUCGGCUCUGUAUGAUUUACUUGUUGUAAAAGGAGAUCAUGCCCAAGCUGAAAGGUUUAUUUCAAAUGCUGUGAACAUGGGUCUCCUUGAUGAAUAUAUAAAUUCUCAAUCUUAUCAAGUUCUGUGGAAAAAAAUAUCAACACCAGAUCCAAAACCAGGGAUGAGAGGUGGUCAUCAAAUGGUUUUAGAUUCACAGUCAGAAGUUCUUUAUCUUUUUGGUGGAUGGAAUGGUAAUCAAGAUCUUGCAGAUUUAUGGCUCUAUGAUAUAAAUACCUCAAAGUGGUCUUUAAUUUGUCAAGAUACCGCGGCAGUCGGUGGACCAAGUGCACGCUCAUGCCACAAAAUGUGCUUAGAUCCUGGAAGGCGUCAACUUUUUACUCUAGGAAGAUAUUUAGAUACCCAGUACAGGACUCCAGAAAAUUUGAAAAGCGAUUUCUAUGUAUAUAAUAUAGAAUCAAAUAAGUGGACCCUAAUUUCUGAAGAUACAGCGGCUGUAGGAGGUCCUGAACUUAUAUUUGACCAUCAAAUGUUGAUGGAUAUCGAGAAACGAACCAUUUAUGUUUUUGGAGGCCGCAUACUUGUUCCUACAGCAAGUCCUGAAGAAAAUACAACAAACUCAAAUGAAUCCCUAUUUUCUGGUUUAUAUUCAUAUCAUGUUCCUACUGGUACUUGGCAAAAACUUGCAUGUGACAUUUCCAGACCAAGUAUUCAAAACGUGCCAAGCAUCAGAUCUAGAGUUGGACAUUCAAUGUUGUUUCACCCUGGAUCUAGAAAAUUGUAUAUGUUUGCUGGGCAGAGAGGCAAAGAAUAUUUAAAUGACUUUUUUACAUAUGAAGUAGAUACAAAUAAGGUUGAACAUAUAAGCUUAAGUGAACUAGGAAACAAGGACUCCAAUCAUAUACCAGCAGCUGGCUUUACACAGCGCGCAACAAUAGAUCCAGAACUUGGAGAAAUUUAUGUGUUAUCUGGCCUUAGCAAAGACAAGGAUAAACGCGAUGAAAAUGUACAAAAUUCAUUCUGGGUGUACAAUAUAAAGAAUAAUCGGUGGUCUUGUAUUUACCGAAACGAGAAUAUGGGAGAAAAAUAUUGGAGUAAAAUGCAAAAUUUCGAACCUUGUCCGCGUUUUGCUCAUCAACUUGUUUAUGACCACGUGAAAAAGGUUCAUUAUUUAUUUGGAGGUAAUCCUGGACGAGCUUGCCUCCCUAAACUCCGUCUUGACGAUUUUUGGCAGUUGCAGCUGUGUCGACCAUCUCACGAGAAAAUUCUUACAAAAUGCAAACUGAUUAUAAGAAAACACAAGUUUGAAGAGCUAUCAAUGCAUAAUAGUAUAGAAGCAUUGCAAUACUUACAAACAGAGAUAUCCGAAAUUAUCGAUCACAAUGAUUUGGAGCAAACAAAGGAGUUUCAACUGCUGGCAUCAAUUCUGUUUCGUGAUCAAAAUACUUCCAUGUCAGAGCCUACGCAAGAGGAUGAUGAUAUAUCUGAUAUAUUAGGAUUGCCAUCAACCGAUUUUGGCGAACAAAGUUUACACACUCGUAGAACGGAAUUGUAUGACAAACUGUCGGAAUUCUUCCCUGAGUCACUAACUCAACCACGCGCGAAUCUCAUGGAUCUCUUGCCUUUGUGAUAAGCAGCUUCACAAAGUUGUAAGCUUUUACUUUCUAUUCACCACCCUAAGAACGUCAACGUUUCUACUUACGUUAAACCCUGAUUUUUUACUUUGAUAACGUAAGAAUUUAGAACGAAGAAAGUAUAUUUCAAAUUAUUUGAGAAAAAAAUAUUAGAAUUUUUAUUAUACAUUUCGACUACAGUAAAUUUUGUUUUUAUACUAUAAUUAUAAAUAAUAUAGCGGUGUAUUAAUGAAAACGUUUAUAAAAACGUUUGUUUUUUAGACAAUUAGAGUUUAGAUAUGGAGCUUUUUUAAAUAAUUAAAAUUAUUUUUGUAUAAAAUGUGAUGAUGAAAAUCUAAAAAUUUAUACUCAGAUAUAAUUUGGAAUUUCAGUAAUAUUUGAUAGCUCGUCUCUUUAUGAGCUAAUUUCGUUGAUUCGAAUUUAUAGCAGUGUUUGAAAUUUUAAAUGUUUAACAUUUUUUAAUAUUAAGAGGUAUAAUUAUAUUGUAAAAAAUUAUAUUUUUUUUAUUAUAUAAACAUGUAGUGAUAUCUAUCAGAAAAUUAGUCAUUUUCAUUGCAACUAUUAUUUACAUACAUACUUGAUUGUGAUUUAUGCAAUAACUGAUACUUUUUUCCAGACGUGGUUGUACAAAAUAUAUUUAAAUAUGAAACUGAUUAUUUAGGUCAGAUAAAGCUUUAUUAUAUUUUUAACUAAUAUUUUUUAGAUUGAAAUUUAUCAAAAUCAAGAUAAUUAUAAAAUAUGUGUUAAUACGACUUUUAUCUAGGUAAAAGCUCGAGGGUCUUCCUUUACUUUAAUAAUCAUUCACGACAAUAUUCACUUAGCUGCAAAAUUAUUAGCGAAAAAUCAGGUUAAGACAAUUUAUAAAACAUUGAAAUAAUUCAUUUGAAAAUAUUUUAAAUGUGGCGUAUUAACUAGUGUAAGCAUUAUUGUGUCAUUUUGCAAAUUUCAAACGUUUGCAUACAUCUAUACAGCACAGCAAUCUUUUAUCAGGUGCUAUAUAUAGUUAUAUAUAUGGGUCGCUAUUCUUUGUGUAUAUAACAAUCUUUACGCGGAAUCGCGUAUUAUUUUAUAGGCAUUAAAAUGUAAACACAUUGACAUCCCUUAUAACCAAAGAAAUUAUUCAGAAUUAAGAGUUUAAUCAUCUUUAUUAAAGUUUCGCUUUUAGUCUAUGAAAAGAGAAAGUACUUCCAAUAUCAUACUAUUAAUUAUCUCGAGCUUUUUCCUUAAGAUUUAUUGUAAUAUAAUAAGUAGUUUAGUUAGUACAUUCGAUAAUUAAUUUAGUAUAUUUGUAUAUCAAAGUAUCUACCAGUAGUGAUUUAUAAUUCUGCACAUAUUUAAUGAUUGUUCAUCGAAUAUUCCUACGGACUAACGAAAUUUGAGUAAAGCUGUAAAAAGGUUGAUGCACUAAUUCAAUUUGUACAUAAUAUUGUAAAUGUCGAUAAAACCAUUUUUAUAUGUUAGCAGGCCAGAUUGAUAGUUGAAGUGACAUAUUCGGCAUGCAUAAUUUGACGAUAAUUAUCAGUUUUCUAUAACGAAAUAAUUGUCUUUAAGAUUGAGUGAUUUCUAACAUUAGAUGUCAUUUAAAAAAGUAAAAAUAUUCUUGUAAAGAUUUCUUGCAACCUUUAUUAUUGACAUCCGCGAAAAUACGAAAGAAUUCAAGAAAAGAAUAUAUUUGUUAUACAUUCUCUUAAGAAAAAUAAUAUUAGGCAAACAAAAAAAUACGUUAGGCGACUUAAAAUAAUAAAUAAUGACAUAAAAUUAUGCAUGAUGAUUAAAUCACAUGAAUUUUUUUUAAUGCAGAAUUUUUGCAAUAUUAGUCAAAAAUCUAGUCGCGUACUCAUAAAAAAAUUAUUAAUUAAAUUAAUUAAUGACAUGUUUAUUAACAGUUUUCAUUGCAACUAUGUUAUAUCUUUCUUGAAUGAUUUACUUUACAUUAGAAUAAAACAUCAAAAAGUUUGUUAUCUACAUAAAUAAAAGAGCAUGUGUAAAAACUUCUGUAAAUAUAUUAAUUUUUCAAUUUAAA